This is a messenger RNA of Drosophila novamexicana, 613 nucleotides long. RefSeq names its product female-specific protein transformer. The record is from RefSeq and is a predicted model, not a curated record. Gene Ontology annotation, biological process: female sex differentiation; mRNA processing. The annotation marks the transcript as partial. NCBI's taxonomy places the organism in Eukaryota, Metazoa, Arthropoda, Insecta, Diptera, Drosophilidae. The transcript is spliced from 2 exons.
UGUGUAUUGCAUGUAGAUACAAGGCGGCGUCCACGCCAAAGGGAGAAGAUGCCCUAUUUCGCAGACGAGCUGCGGGAACGGGAUCGGGUGCGCAAUCUGCGCAAGCUGAAAACAACACAGAAACGCACACCAACACCACCGCCCAGAGAGCGCCGCUCACGCCAUGCACGUACGCGUUCCCGCUCCAGAACCCAUUCGGCGGAGCAGAGCCGCUGCCAGCGACGGCGUUCCAGAAGCUAUGUGCGUCAUCGCAGCGGCAGCCGCCAUCAGACCUCAUCCAGCUGCUCGCGUCGCCGGCAUAGUCGCAGUCGCAGUCGCAGCCGGAGUCGCUCACGAACGCCACGAAUUAUAACGGUGCCGGUGCCAGUGCCUGCGGCGGAGUAUUCUUCGUAUGCCUACGGCUGGCCGCCGCCGCCGCCGCGUCCACACUUUAGUGCCAUGUAUGGCGCGCUGCCGUUUGGCAUGCAGCCGCGUCCUUUGCCUCCAUACUUUGCGCCCUAUGCGCGAGCUCCGACGUUUCGAUACCGUGCCGGGCCGUUCCGUCCGCAUCCGCGCUAUAGCUAUAGGAAUGAUCGGCAGGCGCCGAAUUGAGUUUUUAAACAUUACAUAAUUA